GCAUUGGAGCAAAGCUAAUGCAAGUGAUGGGUUAUAAAGUUAUAUAGUAAUUUUCCACUACGGUCUUGGAACUUGUUAUCAAAUUACUUGCAGUUCUGGUUCUUAGAACUGCUGCCAUAAGACAUAAAAACAUUUGAGAAUUUCUGGGUUAUGAAAUAUGGAGGAGAAUACAGCAGUGGUAACUACAGAUGGAUCAGUCAUGCAUGCUCUGGCUCCUGAACAUUGUGACAUUGACAUUUUACACAAAGGACAGACCAUCAAUGAUUUCAUAGAAGAUAAAAUAAAAGAGCUUGGUUCAGUGGAAAGUGAAGAACCAUUUUGUGUGGCAAAUCUAGACAGUGUGUUUAAGAAGCACCUCAGGUGGCUUACUGAAUUACCUCGAGUCAAGCCUUUCUAUGCAGUGAAGUGCAACAACACAGCAGCAGUUCUGAGGAUGAUGAGUGCUCUGGACACUGGUUUCGACUGUGCUAGCAAGGGUGAGAUCCAGCUGGCCCUGUCCCUCGGAGUGACACCUGACAAAAUCAUUUACGCACACACAACCAAACCACUGUCGCACAUCAAAUAUGCCUGUGCUCAUGGAGUAGAUAUGAUGACUUUUGAUAGUGAGGAUGAACUCCUAAAAAUUUCUCUGUGUCACGCUAAAGCCAAACUUGUGCUCCGCAUUGCAGUGGAUGACUCUAAAUCACUGUUAAGACUUAACUCAAAGUUUGGAGCCAGACUUGUGUCGGUUGGUAAACUGCUGGAACGUGCUAGAGAGCUGGGCUUAGAGGUCAUUGGGGUCAGCUUUCAUGUAGGCAGCGGGUGCACUGGAAGUUUGGCAUUCAAGCAGGCCAUAGCAGAUGCCCGACGUGUCUUUGACAUAGCGAAUUUGUUGGGCUUCCAGAUGACUCUGUUGGAUAUUGGCGGAGGGUUCUCUGGGAGAGAUGACUUUCAAGUGAAAUUUGAGGAGUUUUCUGAAGUCAUUAAUGGAGCAUUGGAUGAAUUCUUCCCUCCUGACAGUGGGGUGCAGAUUAUUGCAGAACCAGGCCGAUACUAUGUGGAAUCAGCCUUCACACUGGCAGCCAAUGUCAUUGCCAAAAGAGUAAUCUUAGAUGAUACGGAUGAACGUAGCGAAGCUGAGGAAAACAGCCCUGACCGAAUGAUGAUGUACUACAUUAAUGAUGGGGUGUAUGGCUCCCUGAAUUGCCUUAUCAAUGAUGCUGCUCACACCAAAGUGGAACCAUACCUUCAAAGGGCUGUUGAGAGCAGUGAGCAGAGAUACUGCUCUGUUAUCUGGGGUCCAACCUGCGACAGCAUUGACAAAGUAACCGACAGCUGCUGGAUUCCUGAGCUGCAUGUGGGCGACUGGUUUCUCAUCGACAACAUGGGCGCUUACUCUGUUGCUUUAUCCAGUGACUUCAAUGGCUUUGAAAAAGCACACAUUUACCCUGUAAUGACAGCUGAGACAUGGCAUGCCUUACAUAGGCCAGACGAAAGUUAUGCACUAAAAUCUGUAUACAAGUCAUGUAUUUAGGCAGGCUGUGAUCAUGUGACCAAUGUGCUGAUGGGAGAAAGAAGUAAGUAGUCCAUGUGGGGUGUCAGGUUUGGCUGGCAGAUGGGUGACAAAACAAAGUUUUCCCCAUGUUCAGAACCGUGUAUUACCAACUACAUGAACCAUAAGUUACUUCAAUAUACAUCUUUUCCUAAACCUGACCUACAUAACUAUAUGUUAAAUACCUAAUGUCAUUCUAGGACACAAAUUCGUAAGAUAUCAUACAAACUGAGGACACAAUAUGAGGACACAUACUUUAAUGACAAUAGAAAGGCAAAAUAUGGGGGACACCUGAUGUGGGGAACAAGUAACUAUGAGGUUUUACAAAGGAUUGUGGGUAGCUGCAAGCAGCAGUAAUGUCUGUAUUGUGAAUUUGAGCUGAUAUUAGUGUUUUUAUUCAAAGUUCAAGAAUGCAUUAGAUGAUCUGUCUUUGCUUUGCUCAAACAUGUCAAUUUAACCUCACCCAUCCUAUUUAUUGUAUUGUUCAAUGCUCCACGGAGCAAAAGAUGGAGGACGUCAUGGUCCUCAAGAAGUACCACAGUCUCAGGAAUAGCUUAGCUAAUAAGAAUAUUCUGUUAUCAAAGCAGCAUCAUUAGUGUGAAGCAAUGAUGUUUAUUAUCAUCACUUUUUACAAAUAGAUCAGAGAACUGAAGUAUGAUUGAAAGGGUCAUUAUAACUUGGACAUUAUUUAUAAGAUAGGCCUAAAUUAACAGCUUGUCCAACCAUUUAGCUUUUAAAUGUCAGACCUUAAUUCAUCACGAUUUGAUUGAAUAAUAAAUAUGGAUAAAGUUUGAGGUGGUUUAAUGGCAUAACUAUAUUAGCUGCAAGAAGUUCUUGAGUUGUGUUCCUGAUAUCUACAGACUAAAAAACAAUAAUAAAAAUAAAGUUUAUUUGUAUAGCACUUUUCAAAACACAGUUACAACAUGCUUUACACGAAGAGGACAGAAGCACAGAAUCUCAGGCUGAAAACGGUUUACAGCAGAAAACUGGUUUAAACAGAGGUGCACAGACAUACCCAUAAGAUAUUUUCUUUAUAAUUAAUUGUCUUGUUACAUUUAUUUUGAAAAUGUAUGAUAUUUUGCUUUUGAAUAUUAAAUGUAGUCAUACAUCAUCAUCUUUAUCCUC
Epinephelus fuscoguttatus (brown-marbled grouper) is the source of this 2656-nucleotide messenger RNA. RefSeq names its product ornithine decarboxylase-like. The coding region runs from base 158 to 1513 and encodes 451 amino acids. The transcript has 9 exons. The record is from RefSeq and is a predicted model, not a curated record. Gene Ontology annotation, molecular function: ornithine decarboxylase activity. Gene Ontology annotation, cellular component: cytoplasm. Lineage: Eukaryota; Metazoa; Chordata; Actinopteri; Perciformes; Serranidae.